This is a messenger RNA of Kogia breviceps (pygmy sperm whale), 1190 nucleotides long. RefSeq names its product cerebellin 1 precursor (gene CBLN1). Gene Ontology annotation, cellular component: synaptic cleft; glutamatergic synapse. The record is from RefSeq and is a predicted model, not a curated record. Gene Ontology annotation, molecular function: protein binding. Gene Ontology annotation, biological process: maintenance of synapse structure. Lineage: Eukaryota; Metazoa; Chordata; Mammalia; Artiodactyla; Physeteridae.
AUGCUGGGCGUCGUGGAGCUGCUGCUGCUGGGGGCAGCAUGGCUGGCGGGCCCGGCCCGCGGGCAGAAUGAGACGGAGCCCAUCGUGCUGGAGGGCAAGUGCCUGGUGGUUUGCGACUCCAACCCUACGUCCGAUCCCACGGGCACAGCUCUGGGCAUCUCUGUGCGCUCCGGCAGCGCUAAGGUGGCUUUCUCUGCCAUCAGAAGCACCAACCACGAGCCGUCCGAGAUGAGUAAUCGCACCAUGAUCAUCUACUUCGACCAGGUACUAGUGAACAUCGGGAACAACUUUGAUUCAGAACGCAGCACUUUCAUCGCCCCGCGCAAAGGGAUCUACAGUUUUAACUUCCACGUGGUAAAAGUCUACAACAGACAGACCAUCCAGGUGAGCCUCAUGUUAAACGGGUGGCCGGUGAUUUCAGCCUUCGCUGGUGACCAGGACGUGACCCGGGAAGCCGCCAGCAACGGAGUUCUAAUCCAGAUGGAGAAAGGCGACCGAGCAUACCUCAAGCUGGAGCGGGGAAACUUGAUGGGGGGCUGGAAGUACUCGACCUUCUCGGGAUUCCUCGUAUUUCCCCUCUGACUGGCUCAUCGCGGGAAUGGAGGCAGGGAGAGGGCGAAGGCAGGAGGGGAAAAUGAUAAAGAGGCAGAACUUUCGAGGACGAGAAAGCGGCACGACUUGAAACUUCCUACAUGUUCCCCAGCUGUAUCCGGGUAAAAGGUGCGCACCCGGCUGUCGGACAACUUUGUCCGUUUCCUCUAGGAGAAGUAAAUUCCGCUUAGCUCUGCGCACUCCCAUUUCCAAAAAUAAACUCGCCUCCCCCAUUCCAGUGGCAGUAAUCAAGAGAGACUCCUUGUCAUUGUUUCUUACCCUCAUGUUCACGUUCCCUACAAUUUAUACAAAAGAAACUUUGCAUUUCACUGUAUAAUGUGAAAUAUCUUCCUCCUCUGAGUCGCCAUCUGAAUCUUUACAACCGCUGAAAUCUAAUACGUCCCUCCCCCCUUUUUUCUUUUGGAGAGGGGGGAAGGUUUUUGUUUGUUUGUUUUGUUUUGUUUUGUUUUGAUGGGGAGGUAGUUUUAAUUUGGCAAGUAUUGCUCGGAAAACACCGCUCGAAUUAAUUAGCUGAAGAUUCUUUGUAUCCUCGGCUGCUUGUUUGCAGAGAAAGGACUCACCUUAGUGGUGACUGGUUU